Arabidopsis lyrata subsp. lyrata is the source of this 754-nucleotide messenger RNA. Its product is annotated as heavy metal-associated isoprenylated plant protein 7. Bases 127 to 645 code for a protein of 172 amino acids. The transcript has 4 exons. NCBI's taxonomy places the organism in Eukaryota, Viridiplantae, Streptophyta, Magnoliopsida, Brassicales, Brassicaceae. The record is from RefSeq and is a predicted model, not a curated record. Gene Ontology annotation, molecular function: metal ion binding.
AAUGUGAUGUGUGUGUAUAUAAACAGAUCUAAAGCACCAAAAUCUGACGGUCCAUAGAAAGAAAAAAAGCUUUAAUAUCUGUGCCACUAGAAACCCUCUCAAGUCUCAACACUGACACUAAAUUCAAUGGGAGAGGAAGAUAAGAAAAUGGAGGAGAAGAAAGCUGAAGAGCCCCAAGUGAAAUCAGAAGAUAAGAAACCAGCAGAAGAAGAGAAGAAGAAAGAGCCUCAAGAGAUUGUGCUCAAGAUUUUUAUGCAUUGUGAAGGUUGUGCUAAAAAAAUCCAUAGAUGUCUUAAAGGCUUUGAAGGAGUGGAAGAUGUAACUACAGAUUGUAAAACUAGUAAAGUUGUGGUGAAAGGAGAGAAGGCAGAUCCAUUGAAAGUGUUGCAAAGAUUGCAGAGGAAGAGUCACCGUCAAGUGGAGCUUAUCUCACCAAUUCCGGAGCCUAAACCAGUUUCCGAUGUACCGGAGAAAAAGGAGAAGGAGAAACCUAAACCUGAGGAGAAAAAAGAAGAGGUAGUGACAGUGGUGCUGAGAGUUCACAUGCAUUGUGAAGCAUGUGCCAUGGAGAUUCAAAAGAGAAUCAUGAGAAUGAAAGGUUUGUAUAUUUUUUUUUGUAACUUUUCUCAUUUAAAUUUUUGUUAAAAUAUUUCUGAAUUGGGUACGAUUUUUAUUGAUUCCGAAUUUUAAUUCUGAAUUUGUGGGACUACACUUAAUUGGGACAUCAAGUUUUGGACUCUUCUAUGAGUCAUAA